Messenger RNA from Anastrepha obliqua, 7351 nucleotides. RefSeq names its product DE-cadherin (gene shg). Lineage: Eukaryota; Metazoa; Arthropoda; Insecta; Diptera; Tephritidae. The coding region runs from base 1389 to 6149 and encodes 1586 amino acids. Gene Ontology annotation, biological process: homophilic cell-cell adhesion. The transcript is spliced from 2 exons. The record is from RefSeq and is a predicted model, not a curated record. Gene Ontology annotation, cellular component: cell-cell junction; plasma membrane. Gene Ontology annotation, molecular function: calcium ion binding.
UGGUGUGCUUUUUCUGUGUCGGUUACUUGAGUUGUUCGUGUGGCUAUUUUCCGGGAAAAAUUCAAAUUUAUUUGAAAUAUUGAAAUAAACCGUUGAAGUAUGGAAAUACGGUUGUAUAAAGAUUGUCUCAAAGGCUGAAAUAAAUGAGAAAACGAAGGUGCUUUGUGAAAAAUUUAUAUUAGUAAUAGCUCGAAAACCGGAAAUUGUGUGAAAAUUUUCAUACUCAGCUAAAAAUUCCAGGUGUUUGAUGUCGGUUUUGAAUAGCAUUUGUGCGAAUGGUAUUACAUUCAUGACAUGAAAUAUUGUUCAGAUAACAUAUAAAGUUGAAAUAAAUAACAAAAUAAAAACCUCGAUGAUUGUGCAAAUUCUGACUCUUUUGUUAAUAAGUUUUCGAGUCUGUUGAAUUUGCUAGCAACCACUGACGAAUAAUAGAGUGAAUGUUCCAAUACGAUACUUGAAGCGAGUACAAUUGCUGUGAAGUUAAGCGUCGCGGCGUUCGUUGGCAGCGCGCUGCGUGUCGGCGUGUCGAGAGCGUUUGUGUAUGUGUGUGUUCGUGGUAACCACUAUUUCGUACCUGGAAUUACCUGUUUAUGUAAAAAUAAAUUGAGUGAAAAAAGUACAUACAAGCAUUGUGGAAAGAAAUGAGCGAAGCAGACAUGUGAAACGAGUUUAAAAAAUAAAUAAAUUAAUAUCACGAGAAGAGAUCCAACUUGCAAACAACUUAAUUAUUAAGUUUGUGGUGUCUAUAUGAUGGCUAGUUGCUUUUGCCUUUGAGCUAAUCUGCCUUUAUCGUACCUAUCAUUGUGUAAAUAUACAUACAUACAUAAUCUAGUACAAAUGCAUGUGUGUUUGAACUAUCGUGUGCCUUAUUCCACAGUAUUUUCGUGUUUGUUUAUAGCGCCGUUUCCAUGAAAAUGCAGCCCCCGCCUACAACAACAGAAACAAAAUCACAAAACGUAAUACCGAACAAUUCUGGAGCUUCGAUUUCGAUGCGACGACGUCAGCCAUAACUAUAACAACAAUAAAUGUAACAGUUAAAAUAAGAAAAUAAGAAUAGCCGUUGGAAAGUUUGGUUGAUGAAAUAUACGAGAAAUAUAUACACAAUAUGCUUAAAGUGAUUAAAUAAAGCGGUUCAAAGUAGAAAGAAAGAAGUGAAAACUGAGGAGAGAGAUUCGGAGGUGCUCAAGUGUCGGCAGAGUUGCUGAUCGUACAUUGAAAAGAAAGGUGAAUGAAUAAGAAAUACUGGGUGACUCAUUCACAAUAAAUUAAAUGUGUGCACCUAAAAAAGAUCACGUAAAGCUAUUUAAAUAAUAAAAAGUUGUAGUUAGAAUAACUCAAAGUAUCUUCGGUUUAAUUCGGUUGCCGUGCUCACGGAGUAAUGCUACGAAAUGUUGCCACAACAUUGUCAAUCACAACAACAAACACAAAUUUAUCACCCGCAACAGUAUCAGCAGCAGUCGCAGCGCCCACGAAAGCAUCUAUGUCGAAAAUUACACAAAUAUCAGACGCUAGCUUUUGCGUUAGCACUGGUCAAUUUGCAAACUGCCGUAUUAGUCUACGCUGCUUCGAGUACGUCCCUUUCUGCGCUAUCCACAAGUCCCAGAGAUGACCCUUUUACGCGGUUUUUCAUACCCGCCCACACGCACAACGCUGAAAAUAGUUUAACUAUGCCGGCUAACCCAAAUUCAGUAAGCCCACUUGCGCGACUAAGACGUUCGCCAAAUCCUGCUCCUGAAUCGGUUAGCUCGCUCUAUUCGGCCUUACCGGCAGCGCGUACUGGCAAUUCUGCCAUCUAUUUCGGGAUGUCGCCAUCAUCGCUGGCGGCACAUGAGAAUAGUGUCAAUCAGAUCGAACAAUAUUCGGAUAAUCGUAAGCCGGCUUUUAAAAACUGUGCCAGCUACAAACCAUCCGUGAAGGAAGAGAGACCCGAAAACACUUUCGUUAUAAUGGUACAGGCUGAGGAUCCUGACUCGGAUCAAGAAAUAAAAUAUAGUCUUGUGCAAUCGGCAGCUGAAAGAUCGAAAUUUCAUAUUGAUCCUAAAACGGGUGUAAUUGUAACAGCGCACAUAUUCGACCGUGACGAACCGAUAUACGAAAAGGCGGUGUACGUGACUGUGCAGGCAACGGAUAACGGGCGACCACCUUUGGACGAUGUGUGCACAUUUAAAGUGACCAUUGAAGAUAUCAAUGAUAAUCCACCAGUCUUCAAUAAGGCGCGUUAUGACGAAUCCAUGUCAGAAGAUAAGCAGCCUGACGCAAUUGUGAUGCGCAUCUCGGCCAGUGACCUGGAUGACGGCAACAAUAGUAUUGUCGAAUACGAAAUCCUACCCGAUCGCGAUCAUUUGUACUUUAAAAUCGACAAAGCAGCAGGCAUCAUUUAUCUAAACCGUCCCAUUGACAAACGUCCCGGCCAACACUACACAAUCAACGUACGUGCCUACAAUAGCAUUGUACCAGAUCCGCCGCAAGAUGCACAAAUUGAAGUGCGUAUACGCGUUGUAGAGUCGUCAAAGAAGCCGCCGUCCUUUGUUGAUCCCAUCGAAGAUCCCAUUUACCUGAAAGAGGACUACAUGAACUAUUCCACGCCCAUUGUUACGCUGCGUGCAGUUUCAAAUGUUCCCGAUAAACCGGAAGUGAUAUUCGAGUUGAUUACAGGGCGCACUGAGCAGACGAAUAGUAAAAAGACGUUUGUCUUCGAUCAGACUGGCACAACCGUAACAAUUGGUUUGGGUAAAUUACUCGAUUAUGAAUCCGUGACAGAGUACACAUUAACAAUGAGUGCGCGCAACACCUACGAUUUGGUGGCAGAGCAUGUGGUGAAAAUCAAGGUUGAGGACGUAAACGACAAUAUACCAUAUUUUACUGAAGUGAAAAAGGGCACACUGCUCGAGAAUGAGCCACCGGGAACGCCUGUGAUGCAGGUACGUGCUUUUGAUAUGGAUGGUACCGAAGCGAACAAUAUUGUGUCCUUUGAGUUGGCCGACAAUCGUGAAUAUUUCAAAAUUGAUCCGCACACUGGCAACAUAACUGCGUUGACCACGUUCGAUCGUGAGGAACGUGAUUUCUACAAUGUGAAGGUGAUUGCGAGUGACAAUUCGCCAUCGAGUUUGUUCAAUAACGGCGAACCGAAUAGGGGCCAACAAGUUUUUCGUAUCGAAAUUGCGGACAAGAACGAUCACAAGCCAAUUUUUCAAUUACCCGAAUAUGUACCCGAUCGUUUGCCAGAGGAUGCCAAUAUUAAUUUCGUUGUUAUUGAGGUAAUGGCAGAAGAUGAGGACAAUGCGUCACAAAUUCUGUACACAAUUGAAAGUGGAAAUGUGGGAAAUGCAUUCAAAAUCGAGGAGAAGACCGGCACGAUCACCGUGAACCAGCGGCUGGAUUAUGAAAAUAUUACCGAAUAUUUGCUGAAGAUACGUGCCUUUGAUGGCAUUUAUGACGAUUAUGCGAUUGUUAAGAUAGAAAUUGCGGACGUUAACGAUAAUCCACCAGAGUUUAAGGAGAAAUAUUCGAAAACCAUACAAGAGGAAAUGGUCUAUGACUAUUGCAUAUUGAAUAUUGAAGCCUACGAUCCGGAUAUCAAAAAUCGCUCUGCAGAUCAACACAUUAAAUAUUCGGUGGUGAAAGAGGAGCAAAAGAAAAUGCUGACAAUUGACAAUGAAGGCUGCUUAAAGUUGAUAAAGCCGCUGGAUCGCGACCCACCAGAUGGCCAUAAGAGUUGGCAGGUGCUGAUAGCGGCAGUUGAUGAAGAUGGCUUCGGUUUGAAAUCGGUGACGCAUGUGAUAAUAAAUCUACAAGACAUCAACGAUAAUGCGCCCUUCUUGGUGAAUACGAUGCCAGUUAUUUGGCAAGAAAACCGAAACCCCGGACAAGUUGUGCAGUUGCAAGCGAAUGAUUAUGACGAACCGCAGAAUGGGCCGCCAUACACUUACGGCAUCGAUAGUGAGGCGUCCGCAGAUAUUAAGGCGAAAUUUAGCAUCGACAAUGAUUAUCUGUUCGCAAAUGUGCAAUUCGAUCGUGAGGAACAAAAGGAAUAUUUUAUACCCAUAAGAAUAAGCGAUUCCGGCCAACCGAAGCGAAGUAUGGUGAGCAUUUUACAUCUGAUUAUUGGCGAUGACAAUGACAAUGCGAUGUCGGAAGGUUCAUCGCGCAUAUUCAUAUACAAUUACAAAGGUGAAGCGCCCGACACUGAUGUGGGGCGCGUUUUUGUCGAUGAUCCCGACGAUUGGGAUCUCGAAGACAAGGAAUUCCGUUGGAAGAAUGGCAUACCACACGAUAAUUUCCGUUUGAAUCCCAGUACUGGCAUGAUCACUAUGCUUGAACGUACACAAGAAGGUGAAUAUCUGCUUGAGUUCGUUGUUACCGAAGAAUCGACCUUUAUUCCGCGCCACUCGGUGGACGCCGAUGUCACAAUUAUUGUACGCGAAUUGCCCGAAGAAGCGGUCGAUAAGAGCGGCAGCAUACGCUUCUUCAACAUUACCAAGGAACAAUUCAUUGCAGUGGCGCGCGACGCGCAAGCCGACGAUUCACUUUCACUAAAAGAUCGUCUUCAAUAUUCGCUUGCCAAAUUAUUCAAUACAUCUGUCACCAAUGUAGAUGUCUUUACGGUGCUUCAAAAUACCAACAAUACCUUGGAUGUGCGCUAUUCAGCACAUGGUUCACCCUACUAUGCGCCAGAGAAGUUGAAUGGCAUCGUGGCACAGCAUCAGCAGAUGCUCGAAAAGGAGUUGGGCCUGCAAAUGCUUAUGGUGAAUAUUGACGAAUGUCUCAUCGAGCGGCAUAAAUGCGAAUCAUCGUGCAUGAACACGCUGCAUAAGUCAAACAUACCCUACAUGAUCUACUCAAAUACUUCGUCAUUUGUGGGCGUGACGGCCUUCAUUGAGUGGCAUUGCGUUUGUGAGGCGCGCAUAAGCACUUACUGCCUCAAUGGCGGCACACCGCGCAUAGGUGAGAACGACAUGUGCGACUGCAUUGACGGCUUUACGGGUCCACACUGCGAAUUGGUCUCUGUUGGUUUCUAUGGCAAUGGCUACGCAUUCUAUGAACCCAUUUCGCCGUGCGAGAAUACGAAAAUAAGCCUCGAAGUGGCGCCUCAAACCGAUCAAGGCUUAAUUAUGUACUUAGGUCCGUUAAACUAUAACCCACUACUGCCACUAUCCGAUUUCUUGUCAUUAGAGUUAGUCAAAGGUUAUCCCACACUGACGGUGGACUAUGGCUCGGGUGCCAUACGUAUCGAACAUCGCCACAUCCAAUUGCAGGUAGGCAAAUCCUAUCAACUAGACAUUAUACUACAAAAGGCCAGCAUUGAAAUGACAGUGGACAAUUGCCGACUAUCUACUUGCAUGAGUUUGGGUGCGCCGCAAGGCCCCAACGAAUUUCUAAAUGUUAAUGCACCGCUGCAACUGGGCGGCACACCAGUGGAUCUACUGCAACUCGGCUACAGACUAAACUGGACCUACACGCCGAGCAGGCAAGGUUUCUUUGGCUGCAUACGAAAUCUCACGAUCAAUAAUCACACCUAUAACUUGGGUGCGCCUGCAAUAUCGCGCAACAUCGAUUCGGGUUGUCAGCGCGCCGUUGCUGUGGCGGUGAGUUUUGGGAUCGAUCGAAAUUUCAUCAUUGCGAUUGUGGCCUGUAUAAUGCUGCUGCUCAUUAUUUUAUUGGCUGUGGUUGUGCAAAAGAAACAGAAGAAUGGCUGGCAUGAAAAAGACAUCGAUGAUAUACGCGAAACGAUAAUCAACUAUGAGGAUGAGGGCGGCGGCGAGCGGGAUACUGACUAUGAUCUCAAUGUGUUGCGCACACAGCCCUUCUACGAGGAGAAGCUCUACAAAGAUCCGCAUGCGUUGCAAGCGAUCAAAGACCCAAAUAAUGAGAUACCCGACAUAGGUGGCUUUUUGGGUGAUAAAAAGGAGAAUUGCGAUCGGGAGGCGGGCACGUAUCCGGUGGACGAUGUGCGACACUACGCGUACGAAGGUGAUGGCAACUCGGACGGCAGUCUUUCGAGUCUGGCGUCCUGCACUGAUGAUGGCGAUCUCAAUUUUGACUAUUUGUCGAAUUUCGGACCACGAUUCCGCAAAUUGGCCGAUAUGUAUGGCGAAGAACCUUCCGACACGGACUCAAAUGUGGAUGACGAACAAGGUUGGCGCAUAUAAAACUAAAACUAGAACUAAAUUAAAACCGGAAUACAAAUUUUCCAAUGACAUUUCAUGCAGAAUGUAAAAGACUUUAAAAUUAAGCGCAUAUUUAUACAUACGAGUAUAGUAGAUGUACAUACAUAUGUAUGCAAAUGAAUGUGUGUGCGUGUGUGUGUGGGUGUGUCGGAUGGUGGAGAGACGCUUGAUUGGGUUCCAAUAAAUGCCGUACACAACUCAUACACACACACACAUAAGCGCUCGUUUUAAUUUAAAUUAAUUUAAUUUAAUUAAAUUUUUUUAUUGUAUUACUAAUAAUUUAAUGCGAAAACAAGUGAUGAACAUAACUGUAAGACAUGAAAAAAUUGAAUGUAGAGAUGCGUAGAGAGAAAAAAAAUAAUAAUAAAAAACUACCGAACAAACUAUGUAUAUUUGUAGUGGAACCAUGAUGACUGCUAUUUUUGAAUAAAUAUGUUGUGGACAAGUCAUGCGCUACAGAUGUGCGAUUAUAUUCCACGAAGGAAAUCGAAGUAUGCAAAACUAAAACUAAAAAUGCAAAAAAACAAAAAAGCAAAACUAAGAGAAAAUAAAUAAAAAACAUGUGUUAAUUUAUUGAAUCAAACACGAAACGCGCAUUUAGUUGUCUUUAUUAUUAUUAUAAUUAUUAUUAUUGUAAUAUUCCUUUUUAUUUUAUUCCUGUUCUAACGUACGAAAGUACUUCCAUUACAUUCAAAGUAUUUAAGUAUUCAAAAGUAAUGACGAAAUCGUAAUUUAAAGCAAACUAAGUAACUUAAAAAGGCAAUAAAUAUAAAAAAGAAACUAAGAUCGCUAGGAUCUGUAGGAAAAUCUUCCUUUCCACUUAAUUUACAAAAAACCUACUACAUAGCCAGCUAGUAGCUGGGCAGCGAGCUGUAAUAUUGAGUUACAAAUGAAUAAUUUACUGUUGUUUAAUUAAAUGUUACACAUACAUGCAUACAUUUAGUAUAUAUGAAUAACUGUAAGUGAUAAGUGAGCAUUUUAAUAUUAUAUAUUUUUUAACUGUGUGGUCCCCAUUUACACCCCGGCAAGUAGACACUAUGACGUGGCCGUAAAUGUAAUGUAGUAUUUUUUUCCAAGCGAUCUAAAAUAGUAAUAAAACGCGAAAUGCCACUUGUAGUUAUAAUAAUUACAAAAAAAAAACAAAAAAAUUAAAGUCUAGAUGCGAAUAUUUGUUUAUAGGCACC